Aspergillus glaucus CBS 516.65 is the source of this 1746-nucleotide messenger RNA. Its product is annotated as telomere maintenance protein PBP2. NCBI's taxonomy places the organism in Eukaryota, Fungi, Ascomycota, Eurotiomycetes, Eurotiales, Aspergillaceae. Gene Ontology annotation, cellular component: cytoplasm; nucleus. Bases 240 to 1619 code for a protein of 459 amino acids. Gene Ontology annotation, biological process: regulation of RNA metabolic process; regulation of gene expression. The record is from RefSeq and is a predicted model, not a curated record. Gene Ontology annotation, molecular function: mRNA binding. The transcript has 3 exons.
CGUCGACCACCUCUCCAACUUCACACUUUGCACUGCACGAUCACCAGCACUUCCCAAUCACACUUCAAGCACCAGAUUCCCUCUCCCGUCGAUCGCCAGCACCAGCAGGUUUUAUUGGGAAUUCCUGGUGUACAUAAUCGAUCAAAUAAAAAACAAACAAGACAAGAAACGUUGUUUCUCCUGAUACUACGGCUUCUUUCGUAAGUCAAGCAAGACUACUGCACAGCUGAAACAAAAUCAUGUCUGCGUCACCAUUGCAAUCGACCAAGCGUCCCUUGGAGGACCCUUCGUCACCUUCGGGCCCCAAUGACCAGCCAGAGGCCAAGCGUCCUGCUCUGGACAAAGUAGUUAAGGGCGACGAGACUGAGGUCGCUUCGGCCGAUGGCCAGGGAGACACUGUUGUUCCCGAUGCUCCCAACGGUAAGGGUGCCUCUUCGGAGACCCAGCCCAUCCAGUCGACUGCUUCUCAUUCUGAGAGAGCUGGCUCUCAGUCGGACAGCCGUCCUCAGGAUGAGUCGAGCUGGAUCCAUAUCCGUGCUGUAAUCUCGAGCCAGGAGGCUGCCACUGUUAUUGGAAAAGGUGGGGAGAAUGUGUCCCAGAUCCGCCGUCUGUCGGGGGCCAAGUGCACCGUUAGCGACUACUCUCGUGGUGCAGUGGAACGUAUCUUGACCGUCAGCGGUCCUCAGGAUGCUGUUGCUAAGGCUUUUGGUCUGAUCAUUCGUACUCUCAACAAUGAACCCCUUGAUGCUCCUUCCACUGCCCAGUCCAAGACUUAUCCUCUGCGUUUACUAAUUCCUCAUAUCCUCAUUGGUUCCAUCAUUGGCAAGGCCGGUGUCCGUAUCCGCGAGAUCCAGGAGGCGUCCGGUGCCCGUCUGAACGCUUCCGACGCUUGUCUUCCCUUGUCUACCGAACGGUCUCUCGUCAUCCUCGGCGUUGCUGAUGCCGUACACAUCGCCACAUACUACGUCGCCGUGACCCUCGUUGAGCAACUCACUGAACGCUUUGGAGGACCGGCAGCUUCUGCGUACGCUACUCGGAGCGGUGGUCCCGCUGGAGCAGUGCCCGGUGGCAUGCAAGUCGUGCCUUACGUCCCUCAGCCGGCUGGUGGUCAAUACGGUCACCCCGAAACCUUCAGGCGACAUCACCCUCACCCCAACCGCGCCGCAGCAGGUGCUUACGGUGUUCCUUACGUGCACGGCCAGCCCGCACCUACGCCUGUCGCGCAACCCAUGCCAUACGGUCCUACCCCUGUUCCUGCCGCUGCUGCUCCUCACGCCGCAUACGCUGGAGCCGGCCCGCAGGGCCCCGCGCCUUACGGUCCCCAACCUGCCGCGGCACGGGGUGCUCCGACACCUGCGGCGCCAGUUGGUGGAGUCAUGCCCGGUCAACCAUUAACGCAGCAGAUCUACAUCCCCAACGACAUGGUCGGUGCUAUUAUCGGAAAGGGUGGUGCGAAGAUCAACGAGAUCCGUCAUCUGAGUGGUAGUGUGAUUAAGAUCAACGAGCCGCAAGAAAGCAGCAACGAGCGGUUGGUUACGAUUACCGGUACCCAAGAGUGCAACCAGAUGGCACUCUACAUGCUAUAUUCGCGACUUGAAAGUGAAAAGCACCGUGUCUAGAGAGGCUUCAGAGCCAAAUUUAAACGGAUGUGAUUCUCUAAAAGUCAUACUUUAUGGUGGCCGUAAUGACUUGGUGUGUUUCUUCUCGGGUAUAUCGUUUAUGUGUAUUUUAUCGAAGGCGUUUAUU